Triticum urartu is the source of this 406-nucleotide messenger RNA. The record is from RefSeq and is a predicted model, not a curated record. NCBI's taxonomy places the organism in Eukaryota, Viridiplantae, Streptophyta, Magnoliopsida, Poales, Poaceae.
AUGGCGGCGGGCGGCGUGUGGGUGUUCCGGAAGGACGGGGUGAUGGAGCUGGCGCAGGAGGCGUCGAGCAGGAAGGCGCUGGUGUACUUGCCGGCGAACGAGACGAUGCGGUCCCUGCCGGCUCUGGAGCGGCGGCUGGGGUCGUUGGGAUGGGAGCGCUACUAUGAGGACCGCGCCCUCGUGCAGCUUCACCGCCGCGACGGUAGCCUCGACCUCAUCUCGCUCCCGCGAGACUUUUCGCAGUUCCGCUCCAUCCACAUGUACGAUGUCGUCGUCAAGAACCGAGGCCACUUCAAGGUCAUCGGCCGCUAAACGGUAAACAUGCGUCUACCUACGUACGAGCGUACCUACUUUUCCUGGCCAGUCAAGCUUGCUAGCUGUGUCGAUAUGUGUGUUGAAUGUAUGU